Molecule: messenger RNA, 2944 nt
Organism: Oryza sativa Japonica Group (Japanese rice)
Lineage: Eukaryota; Viridiplantae; Streptophyta; Magnoliopsida; Poales; Poaceae
Product: U-box domain-containing protein 45
Biological process (GO): protein ubiquitination
Molecular function (GO): ubiquitin-protein transferase activity; protein binding
Source: RefSeq, a predicted model, not a curated record
GCCACUCUCCAUUCUUCCUCUCCUCCUCCCCCCGCUUCUCCUCCCCACCUCCGCCUCCGCCUCCGAUCCGCCGCCGCCGUCGGCGACCGCCGGAGCCGCGUGUAGCACGCCGUCUCACCCCCGCCCCCCCCCCCCAAUCGCUCUCCAUUUCCCUCCCCUUUCGCUCGCUGCUGCUCCCGCACGCCGCCGGUGCCCGGAUCCCGCUGGCCGACGUCGCCCCUGCCGCCGAGCUGCCUCCUCCUCCCCUUCUCUCGCCGCUCGAAAUGAUGUUGGAGCUCUGGUGGUAAUUAACCAUGGAUGCAAUGGAGGCCGAGGAAGGUCCUUUUCUGGCUAAUGAUGCUAAGUUGCAUGCCGGAAUGUACAGAGCAUUUCAUCCUGCGGUCUCAAAACUUGUAGCGAUUUUCCCUUUCAUUGAAGCAUCAAGACCCAGAAGCAAAUCUGGCAUACAGGCGCUAUGCUCUCUACAUGUAGCUCUAGAUAAAGCCAAAGGUCUUCUUCAACAUUGUGCAGAUUGCAGCAGGCUCUACUUGGCCAUAACUGCAGAAACUGUGCUUUUGAAAUUUGAGAAAGCAAGAACCCAACUUCAGGAGAGUCUUAGACGCGUGGAGGGCAUAGUAACAGAAGAAAUUGGUUGUAAGAUUGUAGAGAUUAUUGCUGAGUUGGAAGAAGUGGUAUUUACAUUGGAUCAAUCAGAGAAGGAAGCUGGUGACGAGGUGAUCAAUUUGCUCCAGAGAAACAGGAAAAUGAAUAGUUCCAGUGAUAGUGGGGAGCUUGAGGUUUUUCAUAUGGCUGCACUAAAGCUGGGAAUUACGUCUUCCAGGGCAGCACUCACUGAGAGAAGGGCCCUGAAGAAGCUAAUUGAGAAGGCUCGUUCUGAUGAAGAUAAGCGGAAAGAGUAUGUUGUGUCAUACCUGUACAAUCUAAUGAGGAAAUACUCAAAAUUUUUCAGAAGUGAGGCUGGUGAUGAUACUGAUUCUCAAGGAUCGUCUCCAUGCUCGCCGACAAUAUUAGGCAUGGAGGACAUGUAUGGACCCUAUGGUAAUGGCCGAGCAUUCAGCAGACAACUUUCGAGUAUUCAAUCAUUCAAUUCAAGGUUUGGAUCUUUCAACUCUAGGCUUGGGUCAUUCAAUUGUAGGCGUAGUGGUCCAAGGUCCGAAAACAUGUCGAUCCCUCCUGAGGAGCUCCGGUGCCCUAUUUCCCUACAACUGAUGUACGACCCAGUUAUCAUUUCAUCAGGGCAAACUUAUGAGCGUGUUUGCAUUGAGAAAUGGUUUAAUGAUGGUCACAGCACCUGUCCAAAGACUCAGCAGCAAUUAUCUCACCUGUCUUUGACUCCAAAUUACUGUGUUAAGGCCCUAAUUGCCAGCUGGUGUGAGCAGAAUGAUUUUCCUGUUCCUGAUGGUCCACCAGGAUCCUUCGAUGUAAAUUGGAGACUUGCUUUAUCUGACUCCGAAGCGACUGGCUGCGUGUCUCUUGAAAGUUUUGACUCUAUCAACGUGAAGAGUGUCAAGGUAGUUCCAUUGGACAACGUGAGAAAAGAAGAGCCAGCAAACAACGAAUCGGGAACAUUGGACGACAGCUCUUGUUAUGAUUUCGAUAUGAAUGAGGGGUACCGAAACUUACUGCUAAUGCUUCAUGAAAAAACCAACUUACACAUCCAGUGCAGGUUGGUUGAGCAGAUAAGAUAUCUUCUGAAAGAUGAUGAGGAAGCUAGAAUCCAGAUGGGCUCAAAUGGGUUUGCUGAGGCACUAGUUCAGUUCUUGAGGAACGCUGUGCAAGAUGGAAAUGAGAAGGCACAGGAAAUUGGUGCCAUGGCUCUUUUUAACCUUGCUGUCAACAAUAACAGGAACAAGGGACUUUUAUUGUCUGCUGGAGUAAUCGAUCAACUUGAGCAGAUGAUAUCAAAUCCACGCCUAUCUGCUCCAGCCACGGCACUAUACCUUAACCUUUCCUGCCUACCUGAGGCAAAGAACAUCAUUGGUUCGAGCCAGGCUGUGUCAUUCCUAGUAGACCGUCUGUUCAGUCAUGAGGCCCGCGACACAAAAGGCAGCUCUUGCAAGCAUGAUGCCCUAUACACACUAUACAAUCUCUCCAACCACCAGGCCAGCGUACCGUCGCUUUUGUCUGCGGGCAUUGUGGAAGCUCUUCACUCUCUCCUUUCGGAGUCCCUGGCGUCUGAGGGCCUGGGUUGGACAGAGAAGGCCCUUGCAGUGCUCAUCAGCCUUGCGGCAACCCAAGCUGGCAGAAAAGAUAUCAUGUCCACCCCAGGUCUGAUCAGCACCUUGGCGAUGCUGCUGGACACCGGCGAGCCAACAGAGCAGGAGCAGUCGGUGUCCUGCCUUUUGGUGAUGUGCUCAGCCGAUGACAAGUGCAUCGCACCGGUGCUGCAGGAAGGAGUGGUGCCUUCCUUGGUUUCCAUCUCGGCAACCGGCACAGGCAAGGGGAAGGAGAAGUCCCAGAAGCUGCUCAAGCUGUUCCGGGAGCAAAGGCAGCGAGAUGGGGCACAGCCUGUGCCGCAGCAAGCUCAGCAGCAGCAGCAGCAGCAGCAGCAGCAGCAGCAGGCGGGAGAGACCGGUAACGGCACCAUGGUGUGCCGCCGCGACUCAAAACAGCUGUGCAAGUCUAAAUCGAGGAAGCUAGGAAGGACUCUGAGCUCACUGUGGAAGAACAGGAGCUUCUCCCUGUACCAAUGCUAGCAGAUUUUUGAGCUGAGUUUGAUCAGUGGAUAUGUACAUCUUUUCUUGUUCCAUGUUUCUCUUGAUCUUUCUUUUUUUUUUGCCUUCUUUGUUGUUUCCUUGUGUAAAGUAAAACUAUCUUCCCCCCCUUCUCGGUGGGGUGAUGUAGGCCAUUUCCUCUUUGUUUUUCUUUGCCAAGAUAUGUGCAUAGCUCAUCUUUCACUCUACUUAACAAGUUCAGAUCAGAUCAUCAGAUUGUCUCCCCUGAA